UGACAGGUCACCUGUACUGUAAUUAGAUCCUCAGCUUGUGUACCCGUACUGCUUAUGGACUUUGAAGGCUCUUUUCUCGUUACUCUCCAUCUAUUUUUUGACGAGGAAUACAUCCCCGGGCUCUAAAUGAAUCUUGAUGUCUUUGUUCCUGAUAUCAUCUCAAUGUGAGGAUUGUGGGGGGCACUCGGUGAAAUAAUGCGUCGACUUCUCUGUGUGCAUGUAUUCCUAUGCUGCCUCAGUAUGGCUCAUCCCUUCUGUCCAUCCCAGUGCACCUGUGUCUUCCAUGGACGUACCGAUGGAGCUGGAACCAGAUCUGUGCUCUGCAAUGAUCCAGACAUGUCUGAUAUUCCCGUUAACGUCCCCGUGGACACGGUCAAACUUCGCGUUGAGAAAACAGCAAUACGACGAAUCCCAACAGAAGCUUUUUACUACUUGGUGGACCUACGCUAUCUGUGGAUUACUUACAAUUCCAUAACCUCCGUGGAUACUGCAAGCUUCUACAACCUCAAAGUGCUCCACGAGUUGAGGCUGGAUGGGAAUAUGAUUUCUAUGUUCCCUUGGGAGUCUCUGAAAGAAAUGCCCAGGCUGAGGACCCUCGAUCUACACAACAACAGAAUCACUAGUGUCCCCAUGGAGGCAAUCCCAUUCCUACUCAGUAUUACCUACUUGGACCUCUCCAGCAAUAAAUUAGCCACCUUGCCCUCUGAGCUCAUGGAUAUCUGGCCCCCAUUCAAUGGAGCUGCCGUCUCUACUAAUGCCUCUCAGAAAGUUGUGUUAGGCCUCCAAGAUAAUCCCUGGUUCUGUGACUGUAAAAUCUCCAAGAUGAUUGAGAUUUCCAAAAUGACUGUCACCCCCGUGGUUUUGAUGGAUCAAUUCCUGACCUGUAGUGGACCAGAGAAUCUGGCAGGAGUCCUUUUCCAGCGCGCUGAAAUAGACAAUUGUGUAAAACCAACAGUCAUGACUUCGGCAACCAAGAUCACAUCUCCUUUGGGCAGUAAUGUUCUCCUGCGAUGCGACACCACAGGGUUUCCAACACCAUCUCUUCACUGGUCUAAAUCAGACGGUUCCACAGUCGACAACACAGUCCAGGAAUCACCUGGGGAUGGCAUCAGAUGGUCCAUCAUGAGCUUGACUGGAAUAUUGUCCAAAGACGCGGGGAACUACAGCUGCAAAGCUAAGAAUGUUGCUGGAAGUGCAGUAGCCACCAUUUCUCUCUCCGUUGCUGGGUCCAUCAGUACCACCAUUCCUCCAGUGAGCACUAGCAAUACUACUGCACCAACUAGCCAAGCCACAACAUUGGUUCCCCCAACAGACAAUCCUAACUUGUCGACCGUCACACUCACAGUUCCCCCAAGAAUAUCAACCACAAUAGCUGCAGUAGUCCCCAAGAGGGAGAAAACUACUCCCAGCAACAUUAUACAGAAGGGCUCGCUUAAACAAGGAAAAAUCCAGCAAGGCAGUAAUGGGAGGAAGCUUGCAGCAGAUGAAAAGAGCAAGAAAAGUGAUUCAGCAAAGUCAGUGAAAGACUUCAAGAUUGUAGAGGAAACGUCAGAUAGUGCAGUGUUGCUUUGGACAGCAGAUGGAAUACCAAAUGAUGCCCCUCUCACGGUUGUGUACUCACCUUACGGAGAGGAUGAAAUCAAAAGAACAGUGGAGACCAAUGCUGGAAGCGGAAAAUUGCUCCUAGAGGGAUUGUCAUCUGGGAUGCAGUACUCUGUUUGUCUCAUUGCUAAAGGAAGUGCUGCUGGAAAAGAUCCUUGUGUUGACUUCUACACAUUGGAUAAUGUAGAGGAUGGAGGGCAGAACCAGCUCUUUAUCAUCAUAAGUGGCAUUGCCUGUGCUUUGGUUUUGCCUCUGAUCGCAUUGUUGCUCUACAAGAUUCUUGCUCUCUAUUGCAAGGUUAACAACCCAGGAUCGGACGAAGAGGAGCUUGAAAAAGAGAGUUAUGUAAAGUUUGAGACAAUUUCAAUGAAACAAAGGACCCUGAACCCUCAUCCGACUGAGCUUUGGGCAAGGAGACAGACUAAUGAAUCAGAGCGAAUGCUUCUAUGCUCCAGGUCGAGCAUCGACUCCCAGAUGACAUAUAAAAGCGACAGUUCCCGAUCAGAGUAUCUCUGUUGACAUCAGGAAUCGACUGCCAAUUCCCAAAAGCCAUGGCAGUAACAUCUUCUUGUAAAUGAUCAUUAUUUGCCUUUUAUGACACUGAUCAAAUAUCAGGCAGGGUUGGUAAUUUUCUCCAGAUCCACUUUUUAAGGUUUUGGUGGAAAUUGUCUUUAGGUCCUGACAGACAUUAAUAACUCAUGUUCUCUGAAAAAGGAACAAAUACAAUCUGUCAUCUGUAGCAGUUGUAAGCCUGAAAAAACUUCAACCAAUGUCUGCCACGAGGUACCAAUCUGACGGACCAAUAACGCCCCCUGUCUCCCUGCUCGUUCUCUACCCCUUGUGUGCACUAGCCCACACUCACCGAUGACAGAGUUUAUACUGUGAGUUCGUCGUUAGCUUUUGUGAGUAGUUGCUGAGAGCUGAGGUCCGCUUCUGGAGCAACGGCGCUUGUGCAUGUAAGUGAGGGGGCGUGGCUUUUGAGGGAGCUCAGAGGGGAGGGGGUGGGUGUAGGCGGAGCACUGAGGGAAUGCUACUUUCAAAGUCAUGCUAGUUUUCAAAAAUUACCAACCCUGCCUUUAACUAUGGGUUUUAAAGAAA
This is a messenger RNA of Labrus mixtus (cuckoo wrasse), 2700 nucleotides long. RefSeq names its product info leucine-rich repeat, immunoglobulin-like and transmembrane domains 3a (gene lrit3a). The transcript is spliced from 4 exons. The record is from RefSeq and is a predicted model, not a curated record. Gene Ontology annotation, molecular function: protein binding. Lineage: Eukaryota; Metazoa; Chordata; Actinopteri; Labriformes; Labridae. Bases 196 to 2121 code for a protein of 641 amino acids.